AUGGUGUUAGCGCAGACGGCGCCUGGAUUUCCGGUGCAGGCUCAGAGGAGUCUACAGGUUACAUAUGGGUCUAAUAACAUCUCUCCAGCUGGAGAGCUGAUUCCACGACCUGAGGUCGCGAACCCGCCAACAAUCAGCACGCCUGCCUUCACAUCCACAGGAAAAGCCAUCUUGUUCAUGGUCGACUCGGACGUACCUCGCAACGGCACCCGUGUCCAACUCCUCCAUUGGCUCGUCUCCAACGUAACACUCUCGGCGCAGAACAGCUCAGUCCUCGACAUUCCCACGCCUGGAGAAGCGCCCUACCGCCAACCCUCUCCGCCCGUCGGUGACAUCCCACACGCCUACACCUUCGUCCUCUUUUCGCAACCCGAAAACUUCUCAAUUCCAGCGCAGUUCAACGACGUGCUACAAACUCGCGUUUUGUUCGACAUCUCAGCAUUCAUCGCGGCUACGGGCCUUCAGGACCCGAUCGCAGCGAAUUAUAUCCAGGUGCAAAACGUGACAGGCGUGUCGGGGACUGUGACGACGUUUCCACCAGCGAGACCAACCACCACUCCAACAUCGAGUGGGAAUUCUUCGACUGUGCCAAUUCCAGGUAGCGCGCCACCGGCGGUCUUGGGUGGUGGGAAGUUCCUGUGGGCGGGAGUCGGGACCGCGGUUAUUGCAGGAGUUGCGGCGUUUUCUUUGUAG
This is a messenger RNA of Lindgomyces ingoldianus, 693 nucleotides long. RefSeq names its product PEBP-like protein. Gene Ontology annotation, molecular function: phospholipid binding; peptidase inhibitor activity. Gene Ontology annotation, biological process: regulation of Ras protein signal transduction; regulation of proteolysis. The transcript has 2 exons. NCBI's taxonomy places the organism in Eukaryota, Fungi, Ascomycota, Dothideomycetes, Pleosporales, Lindgomycetaceae. Bases 1 to 693 code for a protein of 230 amino acids. The record is from RefSeq and is a predicted model, not a curated record.